Molecule: messenger RNA, 1260 nt
Organism: Trichechus manatus latirostris (Florida manatee)
Lineage: Eukaryota; Metazoa; Chordata; Mammalia; Sirenia; Trichechidae
Product: alpha-1-antichymotrypsin
Exons: 4
Coding region: 1-1260 (419 amino acids)
Biological process (GO): negative regulation of endopeptidase activity
Molecular function (GO): serine-type endopeptidase inhibitor activity
Source: RefSeq, a predicted model, not a curated record
AUGGAGAGGAUGUCACCCUUCCUGGCUCUGGCACUGGUGGUGGCUGUGCUCUGCCCUGUUGUCCUGGGCGACUCAGGCAGCAUACUCAGCCAGGACAACCAGGCCCAGGACAAGACCCAUGUACCCAGAAUAUCCCCCAGCAACACCAACUUCGCCUUCAGCCUGUACAAGAAGUUGGCUUUGAACACCUCCGAAGAAAAUAUCAUCUUCUCGCCCAUAAGCAUCUCCACGGCCUUGGCCUUCGUGUCCCUGGGAGCCCGUGGCACCACCUUGACAGAGAUUCUUGAAGGGCUGAUGUUCAACCUCACAGAGAUCCCCGAGGCUGAAAUCCACCAGGGCUUCCAGCACCUUCUGAGCACCCUCAACCAGUCCAGCAAAGAGCUGCAGCUGAGCAUGGGCAACACUAUGUUCGUCGAUGAGCAUCUAAAGCUGCUGGAGAAGUUCAAGGAGGGCGCCCAGAAGCAGUACAGAGCUGAGGCCCUCAAUGUCAACUUCCAGGGCGCGACCUCUGACGCCGAGAAGUUUAUCAACGACUACGUGAAACAGAAAACCCAGGGAAAAAUUGUGAACUUGAUCAGGAACCUUAGCUCAGAAACAAGGCUGCUGGUGGUGAAUUACCUCUUCUUUAAAGCCAAGUGGCAGACUCCCUUUGAUCCCAGAAGCACAGACAAGUCAGAGUUCCAUGUGAACAAUAAUAAGUCUGUGGAGGUGCCCAUGAUGAGUCUCGUGAACGUGGCCAUGCCUUACUUCCGGGAUGAGGUGCUCUCCUGCACAGUGGUGGAACUGAAUUACACCGGCACCGCCAGUGCGCUCUUCAUCCUCCCUGACAAAGGCAAAAUGGACAAAGUGGAAGCCAUGUUGUUCCCAGAAACACUGAGAAAGUGGAGAGAGUCACUGAAGAUCAGAUUGAUAAAUCAUCUCUACCUACCCAAGUUCUCCAUUUCCAGCAACUAUGAGCUGAAAGACAUACUUCCCCAGCUGGGCAUGAGGGAAGUCUUCACCGUACAGGCUAAUCUGUCAGGAAUCACAGAGAACGAGCGCUUGAUGGUUUCCAAGGUGGUGCAUAAGGCUGUGGUUGAUGUGGCUGAGGACGGCACUGAAGCAGCUGCGGUCACGGAAGUCGAGUUUAUCGCAACCUCCUCCAGGAAUGGCUUACAGACCAUUGUGAAUUUCAACAGGCCUUUCCUGAUGACCAUCUUCUCCUCAAAUACCCAAAGCAUCCUCUUUAUGGGCAAAGUUGGCAAUCCCAAAGAGCAAUAA